AUGAUUUGUUAAUCUUAGGCAUUUCUACCUUUAAAUGAAAACUAAGAACUAGAAGAAUAAUUCUAUAGUUAUUUUCCAAAUGGAGCGAAUUGGAAAACUAGUUAAUUUUUUUAGGAUUAAACUUAUGAAUAAUUUGAUUCUAAAGUGACAACUUUUUUUUCAAUUAUAGGGAUUUAAAAAAACCUUGCAAAUUUGAAUAAAGAUUGUUAAAUUUCAUAAUCUAACCUGUUUUCUGUUCAAUUUAAUAAAAAUGAUUUUUCUCUCUCAAAUAUGAUGGAAUAUUUAUAAAGCAUUGCUUCUAAACUUCAAAUUUCAUUGUCUAUCAUUAUAAUGCCCAAAUAAAUAAAAUAAUAUGGUAAUAUUUUUCACUAAUAGGCUAAAAUAAUAAUACAACAAACAAAUAACAAAAAAAAGUUAUCAUUUAUUUUUGGACUCCAAAGUAAGAUGAAAUUAAAUUAAAAUCCAAAUUUCAACAUGUAACCUGGAAAUGAAUUAAAUUUAGAGAUAUAAGAUUUAUCAUAAAAUAACAAUAUAUAAUCUGGGCACUUUUUUCCUAAUAAGAAUUUAAAUCCUUUUUUAUCAAGUCAAAAUAUCAUUAAUCAAUUCAAAUAAUAGUUAUCUCCACCAAAUAUAAAUUAGAAUAAUAAUCUCAUUGAUUAAGGUUCUUAAUAGAAUUAAUAAUUUAAAAUGAAAUGCCCUUAAUAGAACUUAUUAAAAAAUAAUUAAUAAAUUAUAUUUAAUAACCAAUAAUAGCACUAAUAAAUAAAUCCUAAAUAAAUUAAAUUUAUAAAUCCAUAAUAGCAAUAAUAAAUAAAUCCUAAAUAAUAUAGAAUUGAUAAUAUAAAAUUAAAUGUUCAAUAAUAACCUUAAAAAAUAUCAAAAGAAAUUGAUGAAUCCUAAACAGUUCUAAAAACAAUUUUGAUUGAAUAAAUUGAAACUAAAUAAGAAAAAUCUAAUUAUAAUAUUUUUUCAAAAAAUGAACAUUAAAAAUCUGUAACAGCUAUAUGUGAUAUUUGUUCCAACGAAUAUGAGAGAAUAUCAUAAUAAUAAAUUUUUUUGCCAUGUUGCUAAAAACCUAUUCAUAAAAAAUGUUUUUAAGAAGAACUAUAAAACCUUAAAGAGCCUUUAAUUAAUAUAAAAUGUUAUUUUUGCCAUUAAAAUUUUCAAACAAAUUUUAUAAAAGAGAAUGUUGAUACCAAUAUUUUUAUAAUGAUGGUACAAAAUUAAUUAAAUCUUUUAUGCAUUUCUGAAUGCUUCAAUUGUAAAAGUAAAAUUUCAAUUUUACCCGAAGAGAAGUAAAAAAUUUGUAAAAUAGAAUGUGAAAAUUGCAAAACAAUGAUUUGUUCAUAGUGCAUGAAGAAUUUUCAUGGAUUCGAAAAAAUUGUAAUUUUUUAUUAUAUUAACAAAGUGUUAAAGUGUUAAAUAAGAAGUGCUUAAACAUUUGGAAGGAUACCAAAUUAUAUUUUGUCCAUUUUGUGACUUUAUUCAAACUAAAGAUGAAGGAUGUAAUCAUGUAACCUGUAAUAAAUGCAAAAUGGAUCUUUGUUCUGUAUGUUCAGUUGAUAGAAGACCUAUUUUAUCACAUGGAAAUCAUUUUCAUCGAAUAGGAUGCUCAGAUCACAGAUAUAAAGAAGGAUAAGAAACAAUGACUAAAGAAAGAAUUAGAGGUUGUUAACUUUGUAUAUAAAACCCAGAUAAAUAUUGUCAUAUUCCAAUUGAUCUUAAAACUUAUAAAUAGGAAAAAGGAUUUUGA
Paramecium primaurelia is the source of this 1753-nucleotide messenger RNA. The record is from the annotation of a GenBank genome assembly. NCBI's taxonomy places the organism in Eukaryota, Ciliophora, Oligohymenophorea, Peniculida, Parameciidae.